UUCUUCCGUAGGUUUCAGAGGAACAUGCUGGAUCUCUCUUUACAGUGGAGAUUUGCCAGACUGCCCAACAAUGCCAAGCUGGAGAUGGUGCCAGUCUCUAGUAGAGUGGGACCUGAAAACACGGUUCGAAUUGCACUACAGUUAGAUGAUGGCUCCCGUUUACAAGACACCUUUCUUUGUCAACGGACUUUGUGGGAGCUUCUCAACCAUUUUGCAAAGACCAGGGAGUUUAUGGAACAGUGUGGUGAAUUCUCUCCAGUCUGUAUUUACAUGCGAGAUGAGAUAUCAGGAAAAGAUGCCCUGGAGAAGACAACACUGAAGUCACUUGGCCUGACUGGAGGCAGUGCCAUCAUCAGAGUUGUCAUGAAGAAAUGCAGUUCAUCUGGUCGGGAGGAAGCUGUGGGUGCCACGGUGCCGUGUAAUGAGCUAACAGUGAGGCCAGGCUCUAAGGAAGGAGCGGUGGAUGUGCCCCUACCUCAAGCAAACACAUUCCCAAAGGACUUGGACCGCAGGGAUGUGGCCAUGUCUUUAAACAGCUGCACAGACAAGCAAGACUCAAUUAGAGAAUCUCCUGCCAGCUUGGAGGAUCUGUGGCCUUUCUCAGAGCCGGAGUCUACUCCAUUUGUCCCUUUUUCUGGAGAUGGACAGCGUCUGGGGGACUCUUCUGUAGCUGCACCAUCCCUUGGGUUUGACGUGCCAUCUUCAACACUGCCAACAACUUCUUCCAGCCCUGGAGGCCCUUCUAAGCCAAAGAAGUCAAAGAACAGCCAAGAACUGCAAAUGGAGCAAGAACAGCUUGUAGAACGAGAGCCACUUGUAUGUCACCUAGACCUACUAGAACCACUUCCUGCUGCCCCAGAAGAGCUUCCUGAUGAGUUUUUUGAAGUUACAGUGGAUGAUGUACGGAAGCGUUUGGCACAGCUGCGGAGCGAGAGGAAACGCCUGGAAGAAGCUCCGCUGAUGACAAAAUCUUUGAGGGCGGCUCAGCUGAAGGAAAAGUUAGAGCGUUACCCAAAGGUGGUGCUGAGAGUCCAUUUCCCAGACCGUCAUGUUCUACAGGGGUUCUUCCAUCCCAGUGAAACUGUUGGCAUUUUGAGAGACUUUGUAAGAAGCCACCUUGCAGAUCCAGACUUGCCAUUUUACUUGUUUAUUGCACCUCCCAGAGUCGUCUUGAACGAUGAAAGUUUGACACUCGUUGAGGCUAAACUCUUUCCAACUGCUGUCAUUCACUUUGGAUCGGAGGGGAGCAGGGAUUGUUACCUGAAGCCAGACCUGCUGAGCUCUGCAGUUUCCCCUUCUGCAGCUGAUUUAUUAGUAGCCAGAUGUUUGUCCAAAUCAUUAGUUCCUUCUGCUUCAUCAUCUGUAGAAUCAACAGUCCCAUCCCUACCUGAACCAGAAGUGAGAAGUGACAAGAAGACUGUGGAGCAGCCAGAACCAGCAAGUGUGCAUGAAGCUCCCCAGGUGGUGAGAAGGGCCCCUGGGAAGAUGCCCAAAUGGCUGAAGCUGCCAG
Molecule: messenger RNA, 1510 nt
Organism: Apaloderma vittatum (bar-tailed trogon)
Lineage: Eukaryota; Metazoa; Chordata; Aves; Trogoniformes; Trogonidae
Gene: ASPSCR1
Product: alveolar soft part sarcoma chromosome region, candidate 1
Exons: 13
Molecular function (GO): protein binding
Source: RefSeq, a predicted model, not a curated record